CAGUGUGCCCAGCGAGGCUGAUGACGACGCGUGUACAACACCUACGCAACGCGAAAAAAAACCCUAACCGCGCAAAAAAAUCAUCAAAAAAAAUCCUUUCAAAAAUAAAAAAAUUUCUAACGGCCUAAAAUAAAAAAAAUCGAAAAUUCAAAUACCAAUCUUUUGGUUUCAAAAUUUUUCGAAAAUUCGCGCGCAUGCGUUCGAGUCAUCGCCGCCCGCUGACACAUUCAAGAGAUAGUUUUACGCAAUAGACUUUAUUCAGUUUUUUCACAUAAUCAUCAUAGAUUUUAAGUGAUUCCAUAAUCAAUAGUAAUCAGCAACACUUGAACAGACCAUAGAAGAAACACCGGUUUCAUUUUGUAAACUAUAAACUAGCGUUAAGGCAACUGAAAGGCAGGUCAACUUGGAUCCGUUGUGAAAGGGCUGAACUAACAUCCACAACCAUCCAGGAGGAGCCGCCAAAAUUAAUUUAAGAAGAAACAGAAAACCCAUGGGAAGAAGACGAAGAAGACCAUGGAUUUCUAAAUGCAGAUCAAACUAAGUUAAAUGCGCAAAAAGCUGAAAUACUCCAAGAUUUUAUAGUAAAGGAGAAAUUAGAAACAACCAAAUAACAGCAACAGCCAUUUGACGAUAAAGAAACACGUUUUUUCGCAAUAGAACAAGUUUUACGUUUAUAUCAACCGUUAUUACAAAGAAACAAUAGAAAAGAGAAUUUAAACAUUUCAGUUCUUUAAGUACAUUUAAACAACCUGGUUAUUUUGGGGACUUUACGAUUGAGUUAUAUUGAUUUUUAUAUACAGACUCUCCAUAUAUAUAGUGAAAAGUAAUUUUAGUGAAAUACUCGGACUACUAUAAGGCUAAGUAAUACUUGAAACUUUCGGACACUAAGUUUUGGAAAUAUUCGACCAAUUUCAUCGUCCAAUUCAGAUUGUACGGAAGAUGAAGACAAAUUGAAACAAAAACAAAUUCUCGUGCCUUAAAUUGGCCUUAAAUUAAUAGUAAAAGGGUAAGAUAAAUUACGCCAAAAAGUUACAAAAAAAUCUAAAUUAAAACUGUUUACCUACCUGUUGAAUCAAUUCUAGAUUUCUUUAAUAGUACAAAAUUAAAAGUAAAUUAAUAUUAAGACUUAGUUAAAUGUUUUUGUUAUUUCUAUACCUGUAAUAUUUUACAUAUUAUAUAAAAUUGUACGGGCUUAAAAUAAUAACAAAUUCACGGAUAUAUACAAUAAAUGAAGACAAUACAAAGAAGAAAUAAUUCUAAAAUCUGGAAGAUAACAUAAGCAAGAAGUUUUCUACGAGCAAGUUAACUCUACGUGCAGACUUCUAUAUUAUAUAGAAGAUAUUUUUGAGAUUCUGUGACCGAAACCGGAAUUAAUGUUGAAGUACUUCAAUGAGAACAUAUCCCUAGCGCUCCAGGAGAGGUACAGGGACCUCCAUGAGUACCGGAAGGAGGUAGAGGACUCACCGAGGGAGGCCAAAAUUCCAAAAAUUGCUGAGGAAGGGGAGAGUGUCGGCGGCGAAGGCGCCUUCGAGACGAGCGCCGAGCCGCCGUUCCCUCGCCUCCUGGAGGCGCCCAAGGAGGAAGACAACUUCGUAACAAGUUGGCUCCAAAACUCGUUUAAGAUGACUGCCGCUGAAGGUAACGAGGCCUCCCCGGGGGGUAGUGCCUUAGACCUACGAGCGGCCCCACUGUCUCUACACAUACCCGCAAUUCAAAGUGAAGCCCAAAGGUUCAAAAUGCAGGACUUUUGGAACAGGAGUAGACCGAGCUCUCCAGCUCAGGAGGAACAGCCAGGACCAGCACCUCCAACUCCGCAACCACCACCUACUCCUGACCACAAGAUUAUGACGGAAAAACUUGUUAGUGAAAUACAGCAACAACAGUCACCAUCAGCAGAUUCAACGAUGAGCGAACGAUCUCUUGUGCCGUUUGCGCUGGUAAAUUUACUGUCCUCACUCAAUAAUGUCGAUCCUCAGCAGUCGCCUACAGGGGAAGCCCCGAUCGGCGAUCGAAACUCAAUGUUGCCCUUCGCAUUGGUAAAUUUCCUGAAUAGCCUGAAUAUUGAUCAACAAGCGAGAUCGGGUCAGGCAAUCAGCGAGCGAACCCUGGAAGAAUGCUGGUCUACCCUGCAACGAGUGAGUUGGCACCUGUUUCAAUGCAUCUUCAUGCACAAGAACGCAAUGCAGAUGCAUGCGAGAGAACUCCAGCGAGGGUUAGGAGGGGAAGUCAAGCCUCACCAGUGCCAGCAGUGUCUCAAGUCCUUCAGCUCCAACCACCAGCUGGUCCAGCAUAUCAGGGUCCACACUGGAGAGAAGCCGUACAAGUGUUCCUACUGUGAUAGAAGGUUCAAGCAGCUGAGUCAUGUGCAACAACACACAAGAUUACAUACAGGUGAAAGACCAUACAAAUGCCACCUGCCAGACUGUGGCCGCGCCUUCAUCCAGCUAUCAAAUCUUCAACAGCACCUUAGGAAUCACGAUGCCCAAGUGGAAAGAGCCAAAAAUAGGCCGUUCCAUUGUAAUAUCUGCGGAAAAGGGUUCGCUACGGAAAGUAGCCUCCGAACGCAUACAGCCAAGGAGCUUCAGCUGCACCUUGGUGUUUUGCAGCAACAUGCGGCGCUCAUGAUAGGAGGCGCUACAGCCACCCCAUGCCCCAUAUGCCAAAAAGUGGUAUUCGGGGGCGAAGCCCUAGUAGAACACAUGAAGAACACACACAAGGACCCCAACGCAAGCGGCGUUGCCAGCCCACCUGCCACAUCACCGUACCCAGCGCAAGCUAAACCUAUUGAUCCUUAUAUAGCGAAGCGGCGGACUGCAAACCAUCCGUGUCCCGUGUGUGGAAAACAUUACGUCAAUGAAGGAUCGCUGCGGAAGCACCUCGCCUGUCACCCGGAAACACAAUUGACUAGUGGUCUUCGAAUGUGGCCCUGUUCUGUUUGUCAGGCCGUAUUCACCCAUGAAAGUGGUCUCCUCUCCCACAUGGAGCAUAUGAGAAUGGAACCGAAACACCAGUUUGCCGCUCAGUACGUGCUUUCAAGGGCUGCAGCCGAACGGCGAGAAAGAGACAUCCUAGCGGCCGUAUCAGCAUCGGCAGGUGCUUCUGGCUUACUUAAUUUGGCACCACCAUCACCAGCCCAUUCAGACUCAUCAUCAAAUGGCCGACUAUCUUCUUCCGCUGGCUCCGAAGCCGGUGCGGCUGUGAACAAACUAUCAGAUCUCCUACGGUCAAACAACGGCCAUCAGGCGUAUGGUGAUGAGAGAGUAGCUGCAAUAGCAGCUGCCGCAGCAAAUAUGAUGGCACAGCCUGGUGAAGGGUCUAAUGCUGUUCAAGUUGCUGCAGCUAAUUUGGUAACAGCAAUGCGACAGCAAUUGGCUAGAGAACCGCCAGCUCAAACACCAGAACCUCCACCCGCACCGACUGAAGCCGCAAUACGUAUACAACAGGCUGAAGCAUUGCUUCGAUCGCAAGCUGAAGCACUAAGACUGGCUGUGACUCAGGCCGCUGCAGGCCAUAACAAUGAGAACCCUAGUCCUUUACGACAUAAUGGAGGGUUUCCUCAACCAAACGAAGUUAGUGGACAGCUUUCCCCUGAAUUGGUAGAAGCGUUCCGAAUCGCGCGAGAACAAAGAUUUGAACAAGCGUUACGAUUACAUGAUCCGAGGAUGUUAGGCUUCAAUUUACCGUCUCCAGUCCAAGCUGCUCAACAAGCUGCGCAGGCUGCACAAGCCGCUCAAGUCGCCCAGGCGGCCCAAGCGGCACAAGUCGCUCAAGCGGCCCAAGCAGCUCAGGCGGCUCAGGCAGCACAACAAGCAGUCCAACAACAUCACAUGCAAGCCCAAGCCGUUCAAGCGGCACACGCCGCACAAGCAGCACAACAAGCCGCGCAGCAAGCUGUCCACCUACAACAAAACCCUCAACCGUGAAAUUUCAGCUAUUACUAAUCCGAUGCGAUUUCUCGUCGCUAAAAUAAGUAAUCUAAUGGAAAAUUUUAAGAUUUUUCGUAUAUUUUUGAACGGUUUUUUUGGACGGAGCGUGAAAUCGCCUCUGGUUGGUGAUUUGUUUUUUGCAAUUGAUUAUAAAUUGUUUUUGGGUGCAAAAUUAUCUAACUAUAAAUUAGUUGAGUAAAAUUGAAACAGUGAUUAAUAUUAAAUAAAUUUAGAUAGACUACUGGUGUAUAUAGAGAAUGUUUAAAGGAUUAUUGUGUACAUAUAAAAGUAAAUGUACCUAAAUAAAAAGUAUGAACAAAAUGGAACAAAAACUCGCCCAAGCAAGUAAUUAGAUGUAGAGGAUAAAUGACGAAAUCAGUGCAAUUCAAAAUUUAUUUAUUGGUUAAUGUUGUUUAUUUUAAUAGUAUAUUUUAUUUUAGCUUUAUUGCUUAGCUGAUUAGGUACAAAGGUUAUGUGCCAAAACAGAGCACGUUCUUUCGCAUUUAGCGAGUCGCAAUAUCCGUUGCAAUAUUUCCAUCUAUUUCUAGUUUCAAAUAUUAAUCUAAUUUUUUAUUUCAUAUUUUCGCAAUAACACAUCUUAUGCUAGUCAAGAAUUAUCGCACAAUAUUGUUUUCAAAAUUGUUUUUCUUAAAUCUUUUAUCAAUUGCUAAGAGUUAAUUUUAUUUUUUAAUGCCAUAUUAGAUUAAUUGUAUAUAUGCAUAAUGUUGAUGCUUCUGUUUAUAAUCUAAAAGAAUACUUUAUUUUAUAUUAAUUAUUAUUUUAAUGUAACCUUUAUUUACACUUUAAUUUGUAUAGAUGUACAUAUGAAUUAUGUUUUACAAGACUGCCGUAUUUUUCUUUAUUUCGGAGUUGAAAAAUAGUAAUUUUUCACUGAAAUGAGUCUACAGGACGUACACAAUAUAUGGAAUAUGUUAACACUACUUUGACAAGUCUUGACAUGAGACAUCCUUUCAUGGAUACAGAUUAAGCCCGAACAUACACUUUUAUUUUAUAUAUUCAUAUUUUUAAAUAAACAAUAGCCCACACGAUCUUUACAGAUCACCGAAGCAUUUUGCUUUCAGCAGCUUUCCAGUUGCAACAAUAGAUUUAUAGUUUACAACGAAAUUCCAAAAUCAUUCCGUUUUGGGAGAUAUCCGAAAUGGCAAUGAGUUUGGAAUUUACAACAAGAAUGUCAAGUGUUGCCGAAUAUUCUUUUAAUAUUAUCAUCAUGUAUUAUAAUUAAGGGCGUUUGUAUAAUUAUACAUACGACUAUACGUAUUUACAAUUAUACAUCGUAUUAUUCUACUUAUAAUCGUACUAGGUAAGGUAAGUAAACUGAUUUAAUGUACGUAAUUAUUUCAUUCUUGAAUUAAUAUUGGUAUAAGGCAGUGAUUACAUAAUUAAUGUGAAUUAAUGUGUAAUUCAAACUGUCACUGUAUCAAUGUAAAAAUGAAAAACAAUGCAAUAGCCCAAAUCGUUUCUUGUUUAUAUGGUGAAUUUUGGUUAUUAACUAUUUGAUUUAAUAACUGAUUUCCAAUUAUGUAUUUCAUUUAGAUACACAAAACUUUUCGGCGAAUUAUACUUAUCAUUUGGAGUGUUAAGGACAUGUAUAAGAGCAGGAUAUCCGACGAUGAAUCAAAUAGGAAACGUUAUACAAAUAAUACAUUGAAAAUUUUCGACUGACUUAUCCGUUAACGAACGGAUCGCUAUUUAUGUAAAAAAAAUCCUCAAUAAAUUUUAAUAUAUAAAUAAAUUUAAUAUAACAACAAAAGAAGUUCCUAUGAAUAUUGUAUAAAUUGUAUUGUUUUAAAUUUAGAUCUUAGUAGAAGGAAAAAUUUAUGGACGUUUGGUAUUUUUAAAGUUAUAAUUAAACAUGCAUUAGUACUCACGAGUGUGAGUUGUACAAAACUAAUGAAGCACGGAUCAGGAAUCCUAAAUUAGAUAUUUAGAGCAAGUUACGUUUCCAGAAAAGUGUUCAAAUCUAAAGCUUUGAGCUUGCGUCUUUGUCGAACGAUAUUUGUAAAAAAUAAUAUAUUUUCGAAAUACACAAAUUUUUAAAGAUUUUUUUAGACGGCAAAAAUACAAUAACUAUAGAUAAAGGCAAGGACGCAGGCUCAAAUAUAAUUUCUGUGAUCAUCGAAACGGAAUAGUUAUAACAGAUCAUGUCUGACCGAGUUAUGUUUAAGUUUUUGACAAUUAAAUUUUUUAAUGUUGAAAAAAAAAUUGUGAAAAAUGUGAAAUUUUUUCUACAUUUAUUUUACGAUAAAAUUCCAUAGUUAAGCUGUACAAUAAAUAAGCCUAAUUACAGUAUAUCGCGAUCAAUAUCGCUUGCUGUCAAGAGAAUGGAAAAAUGCGAUUCCAUUUCCGAAUUCGCAUUUUUCCCUUCCUUUGAAUUAGUUACAAUAGUACUGGAUUAUGUUGAUACAAAAUAUGGAAGAUAGUAUUUCCGUAUUGUUUUUACAAAUGCGCUGUUGGUUCGUUUUUAUUGAGAAAUGGUCGCGACAUUUUUAAUUUUAUUGGCUUAAUACGAUUAAUAUUUUUACAUUUUGUUACUAGACUUUAAGACGUUAUAUUUUCAUAAAACUGCUUUAAAAUCGACAUUUUGACAAUUAAUACAAAUUAAAAUCUCACGGAAAAUGAAGCAGUUCUGUUGUCUCAUAUGAAGAAUAAAUUUACCGUCUGUUAUGAAUAAAGAUCAAAACCAUAUUUAAAAAGAACAAUUGUAUAGAAUCUCGACUCGAUCACAGCUAAAAGUUUAGGUAACGCCGUAUAAUGAUUUUAUAAUAUACAAUUAAUUAAGCAAUGAGGAAUUUCAAAGAAUUAAUAUAAAAGUUAUAUUUCAAUCAUAACAGACAAAACUCGCGUCCAACUUGCGAUUACAUUACAUUUUUUAUUUUAAUGUUAUUUAAUGUUGUUAAACGUGUUGCAUUGUUUCCGUUAAGAACAAAAUGCAACGCUAAAACAAUGUUUUUGUUAAGUUUUUAAAUCAUAAAUUGCUGUUGAUUUUAUUAAUCAUCCUUAUUGACUGUUAUCGUUUUGAUUUACGCUUUGUAGUUUCUGUUUGUCUCUUAUUUUUAAAUAUUUAGCCAAAUAUACAAGUAUUUGUAAGUUAAGUGUAGACAGGAUAACCAGGUUUUCAAUUCAUAACACAUAGUAGUUAAUACAUAUAUUCUUAUGCUUAAGAUAGUAAUAAAUGUAAUGUGAUUGUGGGCCCGUUUAUAAAACACGACAGUAUUUUAUAAACGGGCCCAUUAGUAUGUGGAGUGUAAACUCCGCAUUGAGUAGUGACAACGAAAUAAAAAAAAACAAAAAAAAGUAAUUAAAUGUAAUAGGUAUCGGUGUUUUAUGGGCUAUGACCCUUUAGUGUUGCGAUCAUUUUGAGAUAAAAAUAUUUUCGAACCAAGCUGUGAUUCCGUCAAUAUAACGUUGGUAUUGUGAAUGUUUAUUUUGAUCUUUUGGCGAAAUUUUUGAAAUGUCAAAACACAUCCAACAGCGCAUUAUUUCUCUACAACGUUGCGACUAGCCGCUAAACUCAAUAAUGUCACACGGGCAUUUGCGUUGAAUUUUAAAAAGGAAAAUUUGUCAAGUGUUUUUGCUAUCCCAAUCGGUGUGUUCUAGUCCUUGUUUUUUAUUUCUAAAUGUCGUGAAUAUACAAAAUUUAAACACUUUUUGGCGUGUAAGAAUGGAAACGUUUGUAAAAAUUCAAAAUUAUUGUACCUAUUAAAAUAAUUCGGCUAUGUAUUUAGGCGUUAGUUUAGAUGUCAAAAUCACGUUUGGCUAUUAAAUAAAUUGUGUAUAAAUUAGGAAGUGACGUGUUACCUUGAUGUUUAGGUAUAAUGAUACCAGUUUCGAAAAAUCUACCAUUUUGUAGGGAAAAUUGCACGACUCUUCUUUUGUUUAGUUUUUAUUCUUGUAUAGAGUUAUUUAUAAUAUUUGUGUUAAAUACGAUGCCAUGUUUAACUAAUAAUUACUUUAAGCUCCGAUGUGUUUUUUUAAAUAUUAUAUUUUUUAUAGAAGUUAUUAUUUUCUUCGACUCAUAGUCAUACUGUAAAGUUAAGUUUUAGUGUUAUAACGUUAAUAAUUUUUAAAUUAAACUUUCGAACAAUAUUAACCCAUUAAUUUAAUAUUAUUUUAACAACGUGGAAUGCUUAAUGUGUCAUUAAACCGAGAAUAGUAACUAUUAUUGCCGAAACGGUUAGCUAUAAUUAUUUUAAAAAAUAAAAACAUGAUUCAUA
This is a messenger RNA of Pieris napi, 8161 nucleotides long. RefSeq names its product zinc finger protein 358-like. NCBI's taxonomy places the organism in Eukaryota, Metazoa, Arthropoda, Insecta, Lepidoptera, Pieridae. The record is from RefSeq and is a predicted model, not a curated record. Bases 1374 to 3923 code for a protein of 849 amino acids. Gene Ontology annotation, cellular component: nucleus. The transcript has 10 exons.